GGUGAACACCAAGUGAACACUGAACGCCAGAGCACGAACAAGCACGAUCACGUGGGCGUGUCAAACAGUUGGAAGUGAACGCGUAGAGCCACUGGCGCCGGAGGAUAUCCACUCAUGCCUUGAACGCGUUCGCGAUGUCCAUCAGUAUACAAGACACGAUAAAAGCCAUUCGGGAGAUGAUCCCAAUCAUAGAUCCUGAGGAGGACUACCUCACGAUCGCAGCCGCUGAGGAGCAAAUGUCAAUAACAGAGGAGGAGCGCAGGAAGGAGAUGGAAGAGGCGCAGUCUCGCGUGCGCUCCCUUGCACGAGUCCUUGAAGCGGCGCGAGUGUCCUCUACGCGGCCGUCGACGCUUCCCUCCGCCGAACAGCAUGCGGCGAUGCUGAACGAGCUGGAUGAGACACGACUGUCAAUGAUCAAGGCUAUCAAUGACGCUGAGGGUGCACUUGCUGGGAAGGAAGCUGAGUUGGCUCGCGUUCAAGAGGAACUACGCAAUUUGAAGGAGUCAGAUCCAUCUUCAGAGCACAAUUUGGAUGCCACCGUUCUACGUCUGGCCAUGUACAAAGGACUAGGUUUUGAACCUGUCCUGGGACGGGACGGGCGCGUCGCGAAGAUGCUCGUUCGGUCCAUGACGGGCGACGUACAUUGCGUCAACUUUGACCAUACAAAGUCUGACGCGGAAUACGCUGAUCUAUUGUGGAAGCUUGCCUCGUCAUAACGGGUUGCUCUCCCAAUCACGUAAAAUGGGAGGGGGAGGGCGAAGUGGAAGCAUGGAGAACCAGGGAUAUUUGCUUAGACUGUGUACAUUCAUAAUGUUGUACUCAUACUUACUGUAUUGGCUGCUACAGCAACCAGCGACACCUCAGAAUGCAAGAUAUAGU
Rhodofomes roseus is the source of this 879-nucleotide messenger RNA. RefSeq lists its product as uncharacterized. Lineage: Eukaryota; Fungi; Basidiomycota; Agaricomycetes; Polyporales; Fomitopsidaceae. The record is from RefSeq and is a predicted model, not a curated record. The coding region runs from base 135 to 716 and encodes 193 amino acids. The transcript has 5 exons.